Molecule: messenger RNA, 3947 nt
Organism: Xiphias gladius (swordfish)
Lineage: Eukaryota; Metazoa; Chordata; Actinopteri; Istiophoriformes; Xiphiidae
Product: frizzled-6-like
Exons: 8
Coding region: 375-2483 (702 amino acids)
Biological process (GO): canonical Wnt signaling pathway; non-canonical Wnt signaling pathway
Cellular component (GO): plasma membrane
Molecular function (GO): Wnt receptor activity; Wnt-protein binding
Source: RefSeq, a predicted model, not a curated record
GCGAAGACAGGGGUACUGCGCUGGACCUUGUCGCAGGAAACACGCUACCAAAUUCCCCACCGACUCGCUCCGACGACUAUCCAUGUAGUCAGCUGUUACAUAAACUCCUGGGAAGUUGAGGGGAUGUGGAAUUCCUAUCUGUGACCCAGAGGCACAUGCUGACCGAAUAGGGGGCUGAUGGAAAAGUUUUACCUGCUGCAACACCCACCGGCUCCACUGAGAUGUCCCCAGGAGGAGUGAAAUGUGGAUGACGGUGUGAGCCAGGAGAAUUCAACAUUUGGGCCAAGAUAUCCUCACUCUGAGCCAAAAAGAAAUCCGCUCUAGUUUACACCAAAAACAUACACUCACACCCUUGCUCCCAAUCAGCCGUCACAAUGCUGAUGCCAGGACCACUGUGGGUGUCCCUGGCCCUGAUAUGGGUGGGAACUUGCAGUGCCCACAGCCUGUUUACCUGUGAGCCGAUCAAAGUGCAUCGGUGCUUCGGGAUGCCCUACAACAUGACCUUCUUUCCCAACAUGAUGGAGCACUAUGAUCAGGAUAUUGCAGCCAGUAAUAUGGAGCCAUUCAUGCCCCUGGCAAACCUGCGCUGCUCUCCAGACGUCCACCACUUCCUUUGCCAAGCCUUUGUCCCAGCAUGCACUGAGGAGAACAAUGUGAUCCGUCCAUGCCGAGAGCAGUGUGAGGCUGUUUUGUCCGACUGUGAAGAGAAUAUCCGAAUCUUUGGUGUCACCUGGCCCCCUGAGCUACAGUGUGACAAAUUGGACCCAUGUAGCUCCCCUGAAGUUUCAGCGCUUCCUGUAACAACACCAGUGAUCUCAUCAGCUAAGAGGGACCUGGGCUUCUGGUGCCCUCUGCAGUUAAAGACCAAGCCAGGCCAUGGAUCAUCAUUCCUUGGUGCCCAGGACUGUGCUCCGCCUUGCUCCAACAUGUACUUCAAACCCCACGACAUUGACUUUGCCAAGAGCUUCAUCGGUGUGUGCUCCAUCGUCUGCCUGGGCGCAACACUCUUCACUUUCCUCACUUUCCUCAUCGACGUCAAACGUUUCCGCUACCCCGAGCGCCCCAUAAUCUUCUACGCCGUCUGCUACAGCUUUGUCUCGCUCAUAUACUUCAUCGGGUUCUUGCUAGGGAACAAUGCAGCCUGUACCAAGGCAGCACAUCCUGCAAGUGUGGAUACAGUGGUGCUCGGCUCUCAGAGCAAAGGGUGCACUCUGCUUUUUAUGCUUCUCUACUUCUUCUCCAUCGCCGGUAUUGUCUGGUGGGUCAUACUCACCAUUACCUGGUUCCUGGCAGCUGGACCCAAGUGGAGCUGUGAGGCAAUAGAGAAGAAAGCGGUGUGGUUCCACUCUGCUGCCUGGGGGAUCCCCGGGGUGCUAACUGUCAUGCUGCUCGCUCUGAACAAGGUUGAAGGGGACAACAUCAGUGGGGUUUGUUUUGUGGGGCUCUAUGACCUGGACGCCCUGCGCUACUUUGUUCUGGCUCCACUGUGUGUGGGCGUCAUAGUCGGCCUGUUCCUCAUCCUGGCAGGCAUUGUUUCUCUCAACCACGUCCGGCAGGUCAUUCAACAUGAUGAGCGCAACCAGGAGAAGCUGAAGAAGUUCAUGAUCCGCAUCGGUGUUUUCAGCUGCCUCUAUCUGGUCCCACUCGUCACCCUGUUAGCCUGCUACACCUAUGAACAGAGCCACCGCAGCAGCUGGGAGAAUACCUGGAUCAACGACCGCUGUCAGGAGUACAGCAUCCCCUGUUCCUACAAGACAACUGAGCACGACCGUCCUGACCUCUCUCUGUUUUUGGUGAAAUACUUAAUGACGCUGGUGGUUGGAAUAUCUGCAGUGUUCUGGGUCAGCAGCAAAAAGACGUGCUCUGAGUGGGCCUACUUCUUCAACAGGACCCGCAAAAGAGAUCCCAUCAGCGAGAGCCGCCGGGUGCUCCAGGAGUCCUGCGAGUUCUUCCUCAAGCACAACAGCCGCGUCCAGCACAAGAAGAAGCACUACAAGCCCAGCUCCCACAAGCUCAAGGUCAUCUCCAAGUCCAUGGGCACAAGCACAGGCGCUGCUCCCAGCAAUGCCUCCACCCCUGCCAACACCGCCAAUCAAGGAACCUCUGCUCUGGGUAAUCACGAGCCCCGCGUGCAAGGCUCUCUGUCUGAGACCUCAGCUAGGGAGCAACUGGACAGGGGCGCCUCCAGCCGAAGCUCCAGAAGGGGGGAGAGGGACAGAGAGAGGGAGCGUGACGGAGGAGAGAGACGCAGCAAAGGUGGGAGCUCCAGUAAGGUCAGCAGCCGCUCAGAGAGCAUGCACAGAGUUGCAGAUGGGAGGAUGACUCCGAGGAGCGAGCUGUCAGAGGCCAGGCAGGUUCCCAUUGGACAGCAACAUCCAGCUUUAAACCUUUCACACAGCAGCAGCGUCAUCCAAGACUCCAGCCACCAGCUGGUGCACCAGGUGCCUGAGGAGAGCAAGGACACAAAGGACAGCGGCUGCUGAGACACCUGACCCCGAAGUUUAUCUGCUGUCCGUGCUCCAUCCGUGCACUCAUCCCUCCUUGAUACCACUGAGAAAACAGUCACACUUGAUGCUGGUUGAAUUACCCAUCUGUGUUUCUUGUCAUUAAACAUAUAAGCUCCAUACAACAGGUUAUGAUUGUAUUGGUUACGUUAUAGUCAGUGAAUGUUCAUUGCCAGCCAAAUGUAACAUACCUUUAGUAUUUCAAAUGUGGUAUGUUGAAUCAGAAUCUGUGAGUUUUAGCAGAGUCUAAAGUCUUUAGUUUGGGUGACAGCUUUGUCUUUCAGCUUUACUGAGCUUUUAGCCUUACACCUGAAUGUUGUAGCAGUGUGGCUGUAUCCCAACUAUACAACUACCAGUUUAAUUUUUAUAUCAUGCGUUAGGUCUACUGUUGGGUAGAUGGGUAGCUCAGAGGCAUGGAAUGCAUACUAGUAAACAAAAGCAAUAUUUAUGUAAAUAUUUUAUUUUUUUCGUCUUUCACUGGACUAGUCGCUACACUGGGAGUUUUGUUAGAAAGGUCAUGAUUUUGCCAAACACUCAACAUAAGGAGAGUCUUCCUGUGGUAAACUGUUUUUGAAUGUCUUACUGUUCUUCCAGGAAAGAUGGUUUUUCUUGAAACUUCAUCCUGUAAUACAGACUGCUACUUUUUUUCUCCUUUGAAAAAAGGCACUCUUAAACUUGAUAUAGUUCUUUUUUUUAAAGUUUUCUUAAAAGAUGUACUUUGAUUUUAUUUUCCUUUUUCACUUUCGUACUUGUUUUUGGUGUGUAAACAGUGAUUCUGAAGAUGUUGGACCCUUAAUGUGUUUUCAAAGACACUGUCCUGUGAAUUUGGAUAAAGUAUAGCUUUAUAGUUUUCCGAAAGAAUGUGCCUUCCUUUCAUCUUCAAAGAACCUACAGAUGUUUUACAUGUGUGAUGUCUACCUGUGUUCUUAUACAUGUGAAUUCGUGAUCUCCAAGCAAAUUGAGGGAACAAAUAAAACAGGCUUUGCACUAUUUGUUAUUAGAAACACAGUCAUAAACAGAUUAAAAAGGGGAUUCGGGAAUUGUUCAGGUCUUAUUUAUAACAUGGGUCACGGACCACAUAUCUCUCCUUCAAGUAUUUCCAGAACAACUGUGGUUUAUAUGAACAUCUGUAAUGCUGUACUAUUUUGCUGUGUAAGGGACUGAUUCUUCCUUCAGGUUUCUUUACCUUUUAUAUUUGGGAGUCACAUGACAAUUCCCAUUACACCAAUUUAAAGGGAAUCCUCGUCGGUCUAUUUCUACUGUGCAGUAUGUUCACACUCUGGCACGUUGACAGAGGUCCUGCUUAGGAUGUACCGGGACUUAGUGUAGUCUAUGAAAUGCUCAUUACAGUUCUGUGAGCUGUUUUUACUGUCUUUUCAAUCAAAUUUUGUAUCUAUACAAUUUCAUUUUGAUAAAAUAUUGCAUAAUAAAAGAUUAAAGUUA